Diaporthe citri is the source of this 1323-nucleotide messenger RNA. RefSeq lists its product as uncharacterized. Gene Ontology annotation, cellular component: membrane. The record is from RefSeq and is a predicted model, not a curated record. The transcript is spliced from 8 exons. Gene Ontology annotation, molecular function: transmembrane transporter activity. Lineage: Eukaryota; Fungi; Ascomycota; Sordariomycetes; Diaporthales; Diaporthaceae. Gene Ontology annotation, biological process: transmembrane transport. The coding region runs from base 1 to 1323 and encodes 440 amino acids.
AUGCGGCCUGCUUUCUCCCGUUCGCUGGCUGUCAAGAUACCCUGUGUCACGAUAUCCACGACCAGGUUCUUAAUUGUUCCCGUCAAUAUCUCACUUGUCUCCGCGAAUUACAGUAAUGCCUUCAUCAGCGGCAUGCAGGAAGACCUCAGCGUUUACGGCAACGAGCGAAAUUGGUUGAAUACCUGGUUUAGCCUCGGAAUAAUGGUCGGCAGCGUACCGGCACAAAUGUCGCAGCUGAGCUAUAUUCGCCCGUCCAUUCUGAUCCCGUCUUGCGAGUUGGUCUGGUCCCUGCUGGUGAUGUACGCACUGCGGUUCUUUAUAGGACUCUUCGAAGCUUGCACCUUUCCAGGGUACAUAUCUAUGCUGGGUGGCUGGUACGGCCCCAAGGAGCUCACCAAGCGUCUGGCUAUUCUCCUUCAGGUUGAGUCCAUCGCAAGUGUGUUCAGUGGAUAUUUGCAGGCUGGGCUCUACACCAGUAUGGAUGGUCGUCAUGGCAUUGCUGGUUGGAGAUGGCUGUUUGUGAUGGACGCUGUCAUCUCCUUUCCCAUUGCAAUUUGGGGUUUCUUCGGUCUGCCAGAUCUGCCUCAUAACACCAAGGCAUUCUACUGGUCGCCAGAGCAUAUUCGCUACGGUGUCGAUGGAAUUGAGAAGUUUGGUCAGAAGGCCCAACACAAGUUGACAUGGAAAGAAGCCAAACGCAUUUACACAGGAUGGGAGAUCUGGGUCUUUGUCGUCCCUUACACUAUGGUUGCCGCAUGCCACACCGCUACAAGCUACUUCAACCUUUGGUUAAAGGACGUCGGAUAUGGUACUGUAGAUGCCAACGUCUACCCCACCGCAGGAAGCGCCCUGAACAUUGUCGCCACAGUCACUUGGGGAACAAUCGCGGACCGUACAGGACAGAACUGCUUAAUGGUAGUGAUUGUACAAGUCUCCAUGAUGCUCUCUAAUAUUCUCCUUUCGGUCUGGUAUGUUCCUAGGGGCGCUCUCAUGUUUGCAUUCUACCUUUCGUAUGCGGGUUCUGCGGCAACUCCUGUGCUUAUUAGCUGGGCCAACAUGCUCAAUGCAGGGGAUCCAAGCUUGAGACAGCUUCUUGUCGGCACAGCCAAUGUUGUCUCCUAUGCGUGGGUAUUUUGGGUACCGUAUGCCCCGAAGUACAAGUAUGGGUAUCAAAUUCUUGUUUUAUUCGGGGGCCUUGCGAUCCUAAGCGUAACGCUGAUGUGGCAUUUGUACCGACGAAGGGAUCAAAAACGAGAUCAACAGGAAGGCCAGGGCACCGAAGGUGGCUCUGUUGCCAGAAAUGGGAACGAGACAGAAUACUAG